Hypomesus transpacificus is the source of this 1473-nucleotide messenger RNA. It is a transcript of the gene mapda, whose product is annotated as adenosine deaminase-like. Lineage: Eukaryota; Metazoa; Chordata; Actinopteri; Osmeriformes; Osmeridae. The record is from RefSeq and is a predicted model, not a curated record. Gene Ontology annotation, molecular function: adenosine deaminase activity. Gene Ontology annotation, biological process: adenosine catabolic process; inosine biosynthetic process. The transcript is spliced from 10 exons. The coding region runs from base 110 to 1093 and encodes 327 amino acids.
AGUCGGAAUUGUUUAUGUGUUGCGCAUUGGUGCAACAAUGAAAUGGACACAGAAAACAAAGCAACACGCAGGGUAGCGCACUUAACGUCACAGGCACAGCCACGAAAGAAUGGAGACAGAAGCUGAUGCAUUUUACCGAGAGCUGCCAAAGGUGGAGCUGCAUGCCCACCUCAACGGUUCUAUAAGUUCCGCCACAAUCGAGAAACUUAUCGCCCGCAAGCCUCAUCUCAACAUUGGACACAGCAUGACAGCUAUUCAAAGUGGACAACGCAGGACGCUGGAGGAAUGUUUUCAGGUAUUCAAAGUAAUUCAUCAGUUAGUGGAUUCAGAAGAGGAUAUUUUAAUGGUUGCAAAAGAUGUCAUAAAGGAGUUUGCGGAUGAUGGAGUAAAGUAUUUAGAACUGAGAAGUACACCAAGAGAGGAGAAAAACACUGGAUUGACCAAAAAAAACUACGUGGAAACAAUCAUUGAGGCCAUUCACCAGUGUAAAAAGGAGGGAGUUGACACUGAAGUCAGGUUCCUCGUAGCUGUUGACCGCAGGAAUGGUACUGAAGUGGCUAUGGAGACUGUCAAACUGGCAGAGGAUUUCAUGCUGUCCACUAGUGGUUUGGUGGUCGGGCUUGACCUGAGCGGAGAUCCAACGGUUGGCCAUGGCAAAGAUCUACUUCCUGCCUUGGAGAAAGCCAAGCACAGUGGGCUGAAACUAGCACUGCACAUGUCAGAGGUCCCCUCUCAGAUGGAGGAGUCUGAUUUGCUGCUCAACAUUCCACCUCACAGGAUUGGUCAUGGUACAUUUUUACACCCUGAAAUGGGCGGGUCCCAGAGCCUUGUUGAUAAGGUUCAGAAGAACAACAUACCUCUGGAAUUAUGUCUGACCUCUAACGUCAAGGGUCAAACGGUGCCAUCCUAUUCCCAACACCACUUCCCUUAUUGGUACCAGUCAGGACACCCCUGUGUGAUCUGUGUGAGUCUGCUUUAUACUUGCAACCCUGGCACAGGGACUAACAGGGUAAAGUGCAAACUGACGACAAGGGAGUCUUCUGCACGGACCUCUCUCUGGAGUACCAGCGGGCCGCCUCCACCUUUGGGCUGAGUCAUGAAGCCAUGUGGAAGCUGUCCCAGCAGGCCAUAGACUGUAGCUUCGCACCGGACGCUCUGAAGGAUCAGCUGAAGCAGAAGUGGACAGAGCUGCGGCCAGCAGUACUUCGCUAACAGUUUUUUUAGUCAAUCAUCUACAGCAGUGGUUCUCAACCGUGGUCCUUAGGGCGCCUGUCCUGCAUGUAUAGACUUUUCCCUGUGCCAACACACCUGAUUCGAAUGAAUGGGUCGUUAUCUAGCUAUGCUGAAGCCUGGUAACAACCUUUCAUUUGAAUCAGGUGUGUGAGCACUGUUCUACCCUGGGUAACCCCGUAGGUGUACUUGGUGUGAGUAGAGGAUAAAGCUCUUAAUAAAAUAAAGAGGAACUAGAACUUU